This is a messenger RNA of Anopheles arabiensis, 1831 nucleotides long. It is a transcript of the gene Mpc1, whose product is annotated as mitochondrial pyruvate carrier 1. Gene Ontology annotation, biological process: pyruvate import into mitochondria. The record is from RefSeq and is a predicted model, not a curated record. The transcript has 3 exons. NCBI's taxonomy places the organism in Eukaryota, Metazoa, Arthropoda, Insecta, Diptera, Culicidae. Bases 292 to 648 code for a protein of 118 amino acids. Gene Ontology annotation, cellular component: mitochondrial inner membrane.
AAGUGGCAGAGAAAAGAAAAAGAAAAAAGGAGUUUUGUUUUUAAUCGCGUUGAUGUGUUGUUGAUAUUUGCUUUCAUCGUGCGAUUUCCGGCGGGUGUGUAAAUACGGUGGGUGCUUACAUAAAAAAAGUACGACCGGGUUGUGCUGGUUAACGGAAGCGGACAUCUUCGAACCAGGCACGACGUGAACCUUCCGGCUGACCUUGAACUUAACUCACCCAUCCGUGUGUGUGUCGGUAUCAUUUAGAUCGCGAGCGUAGACAGAACGCACCUCACCCUCCGGUUAGCAAGGAUGGCCACGAUGGGACGCAAAUUGUUAAACAACCUGAAAAGCAAAGAGUUCCGGGAGUAUCUGAUGAGCACUCACUUCUGGGGCCCGGUAGCGAACUGGGGCAUCCCUAUUGCGGCGCUCGGUGAUCUGAAGAAAGAUCCUAAGAUUAUUUCCGGCACGAUGACUGGCGCUCUCUGUCUGUACUCGAUGGUUUUUAUGCGCUUCGCCUGGAAGGUGCAGCCGAGAAACUUGCUGCUUUUUGCGUGUCACAUUACUAACACUACCGCGCAAGCUUUGCAGGGCGCUCGGUUCAUCGAGUACCACCAUAUGGGUGGCAAGGAGCGGAUGGAGAAAGCGCAAGCUCAACCCGCAGCCUAAUGCGAACGCGCGAUGCAAUGCAAACAUACUAACGAACAUCACAACCGAACGCCACUCGAAUUGGGAAUGUGUGUGUUUGAAGGAAGGGAAAAGAGAGCGGAAGAGAAAGAGAAAGUGUGAUCGUUAAACGAAUCAAACCGAUAUUAGUCUUCUUGGGUGAAAGUGUGUAUGCAACAGUUAACAACAGCAAGUCCUUUACAGCAGCAAAACAAAAUGCACAAAAAAACAUAGAAUCUUUGAACAAACUGUUCAUCCUACGAUGCGAAACGCCAGCUAGUAGAGAUGGAAAGAUGCUACACUUAUGGUGCUAAAAUGGGGAGAACCAAUCUUACGGCACGAUCGGUAAGAUAGAAUAGAACACUAUACGGGAACAAUGGUACCUGGCGGGAAUAUAUAAAUAACCAAACGACAUAGGAAAUACAGGUAGAUAAGGGACAGGCCAGUAAGAGACGAUGACACUCCUUUACAACGGCUCUUAUGCGAACAAAAGUCACUGACUCUUGCUCAGUGGUGAGUAGAUGCUUUUUUAUAGAAUAGGUAAAUUUUUAGACACAUUUUGCAAGCAACUUUUACGCACGCAACACAUUUUUAGGCGCACGUUUAACGUUUACAAUCGAAUAAUGUUCGUACGGUAGUAACUAAUUAGUACAGCAAGCAAAGCCGGUAGUAGUCUGUAGUGGCAAUAGUAGUUCGAAAUUGGCACCACCUUAAUCUGAUAGGACGGCGAAAUCAGCUUCCCUAACAAUCUUCCCCUACCAAAACCCGCACACCUUUUACCUUAUUGCCUGUAGCUUUCCGUUUCCCGUUCAAGAGGGCGAAAUGCGCGAUAAAAGACAGAUCUUUCAACACCUCCCCAGAAAGUAAACCAUUUUUCUUCCAUACGAAAGUGUAUCCUCUAGAGAAAGAUUGGCAGGAAUUGGCGUUUAAAAACAAAAGCAACUACUAAGCAGAAGGCUGCUGUGGUGUAAACAUGCUAGUGCAGGACUUAGUUUUCUCAAGGAUUUAACAAACAGACAAAAACUGUGGAAUAAUGUGUUCUAUUUUGAGUAGAAGUUGUGUUUUACCAGUGAACCUGUAAGGUGAAUUUUUAUACCAUGUAAAGCGAUAAAGAAGAUCGAGAGAUCGAGAGCGAGAGAUUCUGUUUAUUUGUUGACAAUAAAGCUCUGAAGUAUGUGCAGUCCGA